Messenger RNA from Zygotorulaspora mrakii, 825 nucleotides. It is a transcript of the gene COQ11, whose product is annotated as ubiquinone biosynthesis protein COQ11. Bases 1 to 825 code for a protein of 274 amino acids. Lineage: Eukaryota; Fungi; Ascomycota; Saccharomycetes; Saccharomycetales; Saccharomycetaceae. The record is from RefSeq and is a predicted model, not a curated record. The transcript has a single exon. Gene Ontology annotation, cellular component: mitochondrion. Gene Ontology annotation, molecular function: protein-containing complex binding.
AUGCUUAAUAAGGUCGUUGUUUUUGGUGGCACUGGAUUUUUGGGUAAGAGAAUUUGCCAAGAAGCCAUUGAAAAGGGAUUUCAAGUCGUAUCGCUCUCGAGAUCGGGUAAACCACCAGCUCCACAAUCUUUGAGAGAUGAAAGAUGGAUAAAUGAGGUGAAUUGGAAUAGUGCCAACGUGUUCUCUCCCGAUACAUACCAUAAACAUUUGGCAGGAAGCCCAAAUGUUGUUCACUCUCUCGGAAUUCUUUUGGAAGAGGAAAGCUACAAGAAGAGUGUGCGGAAACCGCUUAAUAUAUCGCUAGAUUUGAAGAACUGGUUGCCUAGUUUUGGCAAAAACCCUCUGCAAAAUAAAGAUCCAAAUUUUACCUAUGAAAGAAUGAACAAACAAAGCGCUCUAAUUGUGGCGGAUGCUCUUAUGAAGACUCUCGACCCUAGCAAAACAGCGGUAGAAGAUCGUCCGUCAUUUACUUACAUAUCGGCAGAUAGAGGAUUUCCACUGAUUCCUGAAGGGUAUAUAACCUCUAAACGAGGCGCUGAGAAGGAACUGAUGAAACGCGAUCAUCUAUUGAGGCCUAUUUUGAUGAGACCAGGCUUCAUGUUCGACUCCAAUAAAAGAUCAAAAGAUGCACGUUCGUACAUCCACAACGCCCUGGAGCUGUUAAAUUGUGGAAACAAAGUUAUUUUGGGAAACAAUGUGCAGCUUUUCAAUGAAGUGAUCAGACCAACAAUUUCCAUUCAACAAGUCAGCAGAAGUAUCAUUUCUAGGAUACGAGAUCAGCAAUUCGAAGGUGUUGUGAACCUAGAAGAUAUUCUCAAAGCAUAA